Molecule: messenger RNA, 1825 nt
Organism: Humulus lupulus (European hop)
Lineage: Eukaryota; Viridiplantae; Streptophyta; Magnoliopsida; Rosales; Cannabaceae
Product: large ribosomal subunit protein uL2mz
Biological process (GO): cytoplasmic translation
Cellular component (GO): ribosome
Molecular function (GO): structural constituent of ribosome; RNA binding
Source: RefSeq, a predicted model, not a curated record
AUGAGACAAAUCCAAGAGGAUAGAGCACUUAGACAAUUCACUUUGAGUACAGGGAAGUCCGCUGGUAGGAAUUCCUCAGAGCGUAUUACGGUUUUUCACCGAGGGGGUGGAUCGAAGCGAUUGCAGCGAAGAAUUGAUCUGAAACAAAGCACUUAAUCUAUGGGCAUUGUAGAAAGGAUAGAAUAUGACCCUAAUCAUUCUUCUUAAAUCGCUCCAGUACAAUGGAUUGAGGAUGUGCAACUACAGCUAUGCCGCCAAACGAAAUGCAACACAAUAGAGGAGUUUGCUCCGCCACGUAAGAUCCUCGAACCUACCACAACCACCAUCCGCGCCCUAUUUUCAUUCUCUUCCCUGCCCGGGAAGGUGGAUCAAAUAAAGGUAGCUUGCUACUCUCCUGGAUUGAUGGCAGCUUAUGUAGUGGUCGGCCUUUCUACCAAAAUGCCUCCUUGGUUAAAGAGCCCCUUUACUAGUAAGUGCGCAGGAAGCAAAAAAACUUGCGCGAAUGACGUUUUCUUCUCUGCCUUCUCCUCUCCAAAGGCCUUUGGAGAGAUAGCAUCCCUUUCCUUCGAUAGCUCUUUUGGUUUCCCAAGGAUAGCAGUAGCUAGGGCAAAGCCCGCUUUCCUCGCUCCGCGAAUGAGAGAGAAACUUAGAGGAAAAAACAUGUUCUCUCUUUGCGAGGUCCGAAAGUGGAGAACGCAUAGCAUUCUCUGGGCACAUAGGAUCAAACGUAAAGCAGCGCUUUCUUAGCAGAGUUUUAGGUGGAAAGAGACUUUAGGGCUUGUUGGAGCUGCUGAGCAUAAUGAAUCGAAGCCAAAGACGGAUCAAGGUAGCUUACCUGCCAAGCUGAUAGGCGAAGGGCCGAAGGAUGGAGCAUGCAAAGUAGAUCGUGCACCUGUCGUGUGACUCGUUGCCAGUCAUCAAUUGGAAGCGGGCAAGAUGGUGAUGAAUUUCAAUUGGUCUAAACCUUCGACCAGAGACUUAUUGCGACCUGCCCAGAAUUCACAUACAUACUAAGACAUUAUUCGCCACAGCGAAGAAAGGCCAAGUGGAAGGGGGAAGUCAGCUGGAUGCUUCUUGGCCGCGCCCCCUAGCUUAUAGAUACAAGAGACUUUUUCUAAAUUUUCAAAUAGGAAAUAGCAUACCAUUAGCCUAUAUACAUAUAGGAACAUGGGUACAUGAUAUUGAAUGUCAUCUAGGUCAAGACACAAAGCUGGCUCAAACCGCAGGAACUUUUUCUAAAAUAGUGAAGGAACCAGCACCCCCUACACUCUCUCUUAGGCUUGGGCGGCUACCUUCGGGUGUUGAAAAACUCAUGGAUUCCCGAUGCCAAGCUACUAUUGGUAUAGUUUCCAAUCCCAACCACGGUGCACGUAAGCUUCGAAAAGCUGGACAAAGCCGGUGGUUAGGCAAACGCCCCAUUGUUCGUGGUGUUGCAAUGAAUCCAAUGGAUCAUCCUCAUGGAGGAGGUAAGGGGCGCACGAAAGGAGGUAGACCUUCGGUGUCACCUUGAGGGAAGCCCACCAAUGCUAGAUUUUGGGGAGGGUGGGGAAAGUAAGAAAUGAGUUCAUGCCACGACAAUCUAUAUGGAAGGGCAGUUUUGUUGAUGCAUUCUUGUUGAGAAUGAAGAAGAAGAGAGAUCUUCUUUUCAACAGGAAAAUUUGCUCACGUAGAUCUUCUAUUUUUCCAUAAUUCGUUGAUUGCUCCAUACGAAUUUACAAUGGAAAAACUCAUGUUCAUUGUAAGAUCACUGAAGAAAAGGUUGGUCAUAAAUUUGGAGAGUUUGCUUCUACAUGGAAAUGAAGACUUUCAAGAACAAAUAUUGGAC